This is a messenger RNA of Dovyalis caffra, 1260 nucleotides long. NCBI's taxonomy places the organism in Eukaryota, Viridiplantae, Streptophyta, Magnoliopsida, Malpighiales, Salicaceae. The record is from the annotation of a GenBank genome assembly.
AUGACGUCUGCAAUUGGAUGGUACGGGCCGCUACUCGAUCUCUGCAAAGCCGCUUCUCACAUCGGCGAUUUCGUUCAGCUUCUCGUAUUUGUUCACCGCUCCAUUCCCGUUCAGUACAAAUUAUUAAAAGGUGGAGAAGUAAUCAGGACAGACAUUCAGGUUGGUGAUGAUACGCUGCCAUUUUUCUCCGUCUCUUUGUGGAAAAAGCAGAUGGGAGCAAUGGUUGUUGCCGAUGUGAAGAUCACUAAAUUUGGACAUGCUGUGGAGGCCAGAACCGUCGAGUGCUCAUCAUUAAUACGUUUAAUCCAUCCUUAUGGGUCUCUUAUCUCAAAAGGCAUAGAUCAGUUAAUAGAGGAAUCUCGACUAGGGAAAACAACAAUGGAAAAGCUUUGCAAGGUGAUAAAAUGGGCGCAGCGAGCUAGAUCUGCUCUUAACACAACCGCAUCACAUAGCUUUGCGAAGAAGCAACCGAGGAACUGGAAAGUGCCAAAACAGAGUGAAUCCCAGAACUUUCUCUUGCUUUCAGAAGUAUUGCGUCUAAGUAAUUCCUGUAAGGCAAUUUUUAAUGCAUCGAUUGGUGAAAUUUUCCUACCAAUUACCUGGAGAGCACUUGGUGACUCUGAGAAGGAAAAGAUGUUUGUCAGCAGGAGGAUAUUUGAAGACAAAGAUGAUUGUGUAGCAGAAGAUUUUAUUUGUAUUGGCUGCCAACUAUGUGGCUCUCCUUUGGAUUCAGAGAAUGGGUCUAUAUGUAAGCAAAACUCUGUUUCACUCUAUUGCCCGAAAAGCUCAAAUCACCUUCAUGCAGCAUCCUUGAUUUACAGGCCCUUUAUGUUAUAUGUCUGGGACGAAUCAGAAUACCUGCCGCUCCUUGUACGAAAUGAGGCUGCGGUACUGUUGUUUGGAAACAUCAGGGCUGAAAGAGUCUACCCAAGCUAUAAAGGACGAAACAAUAGUCAUAAUCCCAACCAAACAUAUUUUUGCCGGGAGAAUAAUCCUGAAGCUGUAGGGAAAGAAUUAGCGGGGUCUUGCUCAUCAGAUGCAGACAGGAGCCUAGAAGUUAAGGAGAAAAACCAUCGUAAUAAAAACAUCGACUUUAAUUUGAUUUGGUUAGUUCUUCUAAAGAUGUUGUUGCAGCAGGGAAAAAACAGUCCCUUGAAAUUUGAAGUAACUGUGAACGCCAGUCUAGAUACCGAACAAGGGAAGUUUGAAAUGCUUUCUGUUUCAAUUCCCUGCGCCAAAGACAAAUUGUUCUCUGGUUGA